AUGAGCAGCCUCCACGUGUUAUCACCACCUACAAUACUUUCUCGUCCAUUAUUAACAUUAGACCCAGAGGUUUUUCAUCGUCGUAUUCAACAACAAUAUGGAGCUUGGUGGGGACAAUUAAAAUUUGAAGAUUCUGCUGCUGAUCAUUUUGGUGAGGUACGACCAUUUCUUUACGUCGAUGAUCAUAUUGAUUUACGUACUCUGUAUGAUUUCAUGAUCAAUGAAUGGAAAUUACAAAUACCUAAUAUAAUCGUACCUAUUCUUAGUUCUAUCACACGUCACAAAUCAUUCAAAAAUCUUAAAAUGGUUGAAGCAUUAAAAGCAGGCAUUAAAAAUAUCGUAAAUGCAUCGGAAGUAUGGUUUAUAACAAAUGGCCUUGAUAUUGGUAUGCCACAAGUAAUUGGAUCAGCUUUUCGAGAUGAAAUUUCAUUUCGACAAGCUGAUGAUGCAUUGGCGAGAAAGAUGAAACAAACAACGAAAGAACAUAAAACAUUAACUUUAAUUGGAAUUGUUUGUGAUGAUGAAAUUAAAGAGUCUAUUGAUCUCCAAUCACCAAAUAACAACUUAAAAAAAGAAAUAAAUGUACCACCAAGUAAAUAUGAACAAUCAUCAUUAAACUGUGACCAUACUCAUUUUAUAAUCAUUCGUAAAUCACCGAUUGGUUCUAGUUCGACAAAUAUUUUAGAAAUAAACCCUAUAACAACCGAUACUAGUGAUAAAUUGUUAGACAAAGUAACUGAUUCAGCUGAAAGUAUUACAAAUAAAUUUCGCAAUCGUUUUGAAGCUUUUUUACAUCAAGAAGCAUUACAACAGCAAGUUAUAACUCCUGCCGAAUCACAACUAGCAACAACCAAUUCUCUACCAGUAUCAUCAAAUAAAUUUGGUUCAUCGAAUGAAGGUGGUUUUCCAAUGGUAUGUACCUUACUUCAUGGUACACCAGAAACAAUCGAACUUGUCUAUCAAAAAAUUCAACAAGAAGUUCCUAUUGUUGUUCUUAAAGGAACUGGAUCAGCUGCUGAUCUUAUUGCAUUUACUUAUGAAGACAUUAAUGCUAAAAGUAAAAAAAUAUCUGAAGAUGAUUAUUUAAAAGUUGAAUUAACUCGAUGUUUACUUGAUGAAUAUUCUGAAUUAAAAGAUAAUAAUCUUAAACGAAAUAAAAUUCGUAAUUAUGUUAUGUCAAUUGUUAAAGAAGCCGAUAAAAGUGGAAGAAAAUUUUUAUCAUUUGUUGAUGUUAAUAGUGCAACAGCAUCAUUAAAUAAUUUUCAUAAAUUGAUUCUUUCAGCUCUUUUACAAGGACAAAAACCUGUUACUGAUGAUAAAGUUAAUGUUGAAUCAAAACAAGAUGUUUUAUUAAAACAAAAUGAUAAAUUAAAACGAAUUAUUAAUUUAAAACGAAGUGCUCAAUUAAAAGGAAAUCUUCUUUUAACACUGGAUUGGAAUUUACCGGAUUUAGCUUUAUCAGAAAUUUUUCAACGUGAAGAUGGCAUGAAAUAUCCUAUAUCAGAAAAAUUAUUUGAUAAAGCCAUACUGGAAGAAAAUCUUGAAGCAUUUGUUGAUUUAUUUAUUGAGCGAAAAUUUGUUUUACAUAGAUAUUUAAAUUCAAAAAAAUUAAUUAGUUUAUUUAAUGAAGCAAAAGAUAGAGAUUUUUUCACAAUAACAUCACUUGAAGGACUUCUUAGUGGUUCAGGAGAUGAGAAAGUCCCAGACAACUUUGUUGAAUUGCAUUUGAAUACAAUUAUUCAACGUUUGACGGGUAUUAGGACUCUUUUUGGUAAAUCUGACAUGGAUUGUAAUGCUAUGGGAAUUUAUUUUGGUGAACAAUCCGAGAAAGGUGUGCAGAAACAAAAGAUAUUAGCAGAAGAAAAAGCUCUUCAAUAUUUAAUUAUUUAUGCUGUAUUAAUGAAUCGACAUGAAUUAGCAAAAAUUCUUUGGAAACGUUCGUUACAUCCUAUUCCAUUGGCAUUAACUUGUUAUAUGAUGUUUAAAGAAUUAGCACAAUAUUGUCACGAAACUUAUGUAAAAUCAUUAAUACAAAAACAAGCCAAAGAAUUUUCGGAUUUGGCUAUAGGCCUUCUUGAUAAAGCAUUCAAGGACGAUGAUACAAGAACACUUGCAAUGCUUAGUGAAGAACAUCUGGAUUGGAAUAAUAUGACAACUAUUCAAUUAGCUUAUCAUGCUGAGAAUAAGGAAUUUAUGGCACAUGCUGUUUGUCAAAAAUGGGUUACAAGACAGUUUUAUGGACAAAUAACACCACGUGAACUUUCAUGGGGAUUAUUUACUUGUCCAAAGUUUCUAAAAAUCACAUUGAGUGCUAUUCUUAUAUUCCCUAUGCAUUUUUGGAUAAAUUUUUCGCCUAUUGGUCAAGCAUCUUCAGUAUCGACAGAAGCAAGUGAUUCAUCAAAUAAAGGAAAACAAGAUGCAAAAAAAGAACCAAAACUUGAUGAAGGAAAAAAAUCAGCUGAACAAGUCGAUAAAGUAUCGACUCAAGAAGAAAAUGGUAUUUUUCAACGACUAAGACGUCGUUUUUGUGGUAGUACUGUAAAAAAACCCAAAACUACAUCUAAUGAAAAACAACUGAAUCCUUUUCAAAAAAUUUAUGUUUUAUGGUCAGCACCAAUAACAAAAUUUCAUAUAAAUUUUGUUUGUUAUCUUGCAUUUUUAUGUCUUUUUACAAUGGCUGUUAUGUGGCCAUCAUGUGGAAAUUUAUUACUUGAUUUAUUUGUCUGGCUUUGGGCAGCAAUAAUUACUUUCGAAACUGCACGUGUUACUUAUGAAAAAUAUUAUUCUCAAUGUAGUGUAUCUAUACAAAGAGCUGUAAUUGACACUAUUAUACAAAUUAUAUUUUUGGCACUUUUUCUUGGUAUUAGAAUAGUUGGUUUAUGGAAUUUUGGAACUUGUCAAGUUUUAGCAGCAAAAGCAAUCUUAGGUGUUGGAUUACUUUAUUAUUAUUAUCGAUUAUUAAUUAUUUUUUUACCGAUAAGUUCAACACUUGGUCCUCUGAUGAUUCGACUUCGAUAUAUGAUCAUGGAUGAUUUUGUAAAAUUUUUACAAUUAUUUGUGAUAUUUAUGAUAUCAUCUGGUGUUGCAAUAACAGCUGUACUUUAUCCACAUCAUCCAUUUAAUUCAGAGUUAUUUUCAAAAGCUUUCAUAUUUCGUGGUUUAAUGGCAUUAUUUACUAAUGAUAUGACUGAUUUAAAGAGUUCACGUGGACCAUGUUCAAUAAAUGCAACAACUCAGACAGAAAGACAAUAUGUUUGUCACCGAUUAUCUCAUGGUCUUUCGUUUAAAUAUGAUAAUUCCUAUGCAUAUAAACGAUAUGGAAUAUCAUCAUCAACUUGCAAUCAAACAUCAUGGAUAGCAUGGUUUUUACUUAUAGAAUAUUUAUUUUUAACUAAUCGUUUUCUUGGAUCACUUUUAACUGCGAUGUUUAGUUUAACUGGAGCAAGAGUACAAAACCAAUCUCAACAAAUUUGGAUGUAUAACCGAUACAAAAUUCUCAUUGGAUAUUCUAAACGACCAUGUUUACCUCCACCUUUCAUCAUUAUUUCUUAUAUUAUAAAUAAUAAUGACAAUGAUUCUAAAACAAACAAAUCUAGGGAUGCAUCAUCUGAAAAAGAUAUGGAAAAACAAAAUAAUGUGAAUAAAAACAACGUAGAAGAUAGUGGAACUAAUGUAUAUUGGAAAUUUAAAGCUAAAGAAUUUUAUGCUAAAACAAAAGAAGGUGAUAAAGUACAAGAAAAACUUGAUAAUUUAUCUAAGAGUACAACAAAUAUGGAAAAAGAUAUUGAUAUACUACGUAAAUCAUUACGACACAUGAGUGAUCGAGUUGUUAUAUCAGAAAAAUUACUAAUUGAUUCACAAAUAUUACUUGAAAAAAUUCAUUCAGUAAUUAAACAAGAAGAUAGAUCAUUACCUGUAUAUCAAAAAUUUAUUCAUAUGUUAUCAAGAGAAUCACCGUAUAUUUAUACAAAUGAAGCACGAUUUCCAAUAACACAGAAACAAAUUCCUUGGAAGGUUCCAUUUGACGUAUACGAUCCAACAGUAAUUUCAUUAUCAAAACAACAUGACUGUUUUCAAGACUAUGAACGACCAUUUGUUGAAUCUGAUUUAACUAUUGAACCAUCAAUGACAACAAUAACUGAUAAUACUACUCUAUUAAAAGAUUAUAAAUGGAAUCAAGUUGUUGUGUCACAACUGCCCGAUGGAAAAAAGAUCACAAUUGAUCGAAGAACUUGGAUUGCAACUUCUGAAGAUCAAACAUCUUCAGUCUAUACAUUAGAUAAUCAAACAUCUUCAGUCUAUGCAUUAGAUAAUCAAUUAUCAAUACCUCUGAAUCCUAUGGGUCGUACAGGUUUACGUGGUCGUGGUGCAUUAAUUCGAUGGGGACCAAAUAAAUUUAUUAUAGCUGUCAUAACACGAUGGAAAAAACAUCGUGAUCAAUUUGCUGUUGUUGGCGAACAAAGAAUUUUAGAAACUUUAGUAUUGAAAGAUAAAUAUACAAAUGAUUGGAAAUUACCUGGAGCAAAUAUUUUAGGUCUUGAAUCUUGUUAUGGUUCUAUAUGUCGUAGUUUUCAUGAACUUGUUUUUCAAGAUAAUGAUUUGGAAGAUUUUUCAUCAUUUCAAGAGCGUGAUAUGAUUGAACAUUUUAAAUCAUUUGCUCAUGCGUCUGCUGAUAUCUUUGAACCAAUUGAAUUUGAAUCUCAUAUGGUUUAUCGAGGAUACAUUGAUGAUCUACGCAAUACAGAUAAUGCUUGGGUAGAAGCAGAAAUAUGGAAUUUUCAUUAUGGUUCAAACAUAUUAGUUCCUAAUUUGCGUCAAGAUGGUAUGGCGAUAUGGAAAGAUGUGACGAAUUCUCGAGGUUUUCUUAUUCAAACAUCAAUUCUACAUGAAAUAGCACGAAUUCAUCACGGCUUUUUUGAAUGA
Molecule: messenger RNA, 4923 nt
Organism: Rotaria sp. Silwood1
Lineage: Eukaryota; Metazoa; Rotifera; Eurotatoria; Philodinida; Philodinidae
Source: the annotation of a GenBank genome assembly